UAGGCCUAUAUAUAUAUAUUAUAAACACAAUCCUUCUCCUUUCGUCGUCUCAUUCCUUAAAAAGAGGAAAGUUGGAAGAAGUAUCUGAGCAUAAACCCCAAGGUAUCGCGUUGCAGGUAAUCUGAUCUCACAAGAUGGGUGGAAGUGCUAUAGAUGAUGACUGGGAGCUUACUUCGCCAUCAAAUGGGAUUCGCACUGUGGUUUUAGUUGGACGUACAGGUAAUGGAAAAAGUGCAACUGGCAACACCCUUCUUGGAAGGAAGGCCUUCAAAUCAAGGGCUAGCUCAUCUGGCGUUACUUCUACUUGUGAACUGCAGCGCGCUGUCAUGACAGAUGGUCAGGUUAUCAAUGUCAUUGAUACUCCUGGUUUGUUUGAUUUUUCUGCUGAAUCUGAUUUUGUUGGCAAAGAAAUUGUCAAAUGUAUUACCAUGGCAAAGGAUGGAAUUCAUGCAGUCCUUGUUGUAUUCUCGGUUAGGACACGCUUUUCACAGGAAGAAGAAGCUGCACUUCGUAGCUUAGAGACUUUGUUUGGAAAAAAGAUAUUUGACUACAUGAUUGUAGUCUUCACUGGAGGAGAUGAACUUGAAGAUAAUGACGAGACAUUAGAGGAUUAUCUUGGCCGCGAAUGUCCUCGACCCUUAAAGGACAUUCUCACUCUCUGCAAGAAUAGGCGUGUGCUUUUUGACAACAAAACUAAAGAUGAAUCAAAGAGAGGUGUACAGGUUCAGCAGCUUCUAUCGCUUGUAAAUUUUGUCAUAGCACAAAAUGGUGGACAACCUUACACGAAUGAGUUAUUUAAAGAGGCAAUCAAACUGCAUGAUCAACAAGAAGAAGUUGAUUCCUCAAAAGGGUAUUCUAAAGGGGAAAUAUUGGAGCUAAAGGAGCAGAUGCAUAGGUCAUAUGAAGAACAGCUCAAAAAAAUAACUGAGAUGGUUGAGUUAAAACUUAAAGAGACAACAAGCAGGCUUGAACUGCAGUUGGCAGAAGAGCAAGCAGCACGACUGAAGGCAGAGGAGAAAGCGCAAGUAGCCCUAAUGAAAUCAAAUGAUGAAAUCCGGAAGCUCAGAGAAAACUUAGAAAGAGCACAAAAGGAGACAGAGGAACUGCGUAGGCAGGCAGAAAAACGUUGCACCAUUCUAUGAUGCAGUUCAGAAGGUGACAGAUUCCAUAGAGUAUUUAAUUUGUCUGUGUUUGUUCAUAUGUUUUUUUUUUGAAAGUAUACUGCCGUGGAUUCUGAGUUGUCUAUUUGGAUGAGAUGAUGUAUAUAAAUGUUUAGCAUGGCUGCUUAAGAAACGCCAUAAUUACAUCUGCAAUAGAUAUUUGGGCAUUUUAUCU
This is a messenger RNA of Mercurialis annua (annual mercury), 1335 nucleotides long. Its product is annotated as immune-associated nucleotide-binding protein 9-like. The record is from RefSeq and is a predicted model, not a curated record. The transcript has 6 exons. Gene Ontology annotation, molecular function: GTP binding. Lineage: Eukaryota; Viridiplantae; Streptophyta; Magnoliopsida; Malpighiales; Euphorbiaceae. Bases 135 to 1142 code for a protein of 335 amino acids.